Seriola aureovittata is the source of this 5836-nucleotide messenger RNA. It is a transcript of the gene pcdh10b, whose product is annotated as protocadherin 10b. The transcript is spliced from 6 exons. The coding region runs from base 660 to 3749 and encodes 1029 amino acids. Lineage: Eukaryota; Metazoa; Chordata; Actinopteri; Carangiformes; Carangidae. Gene Ontology annotation, biological process: homophilic cell-cell adhesion. The record is from RefSeq and is a predicted model, not a curated record. Gene Ontology annotation, molecular function: calcium ion binding. Gene Ontology annotation, cellular component: plasma membrane.
CGGACGUUGACGGGCAACCGCGCCGUCCAAUCAGGGGAGAGCUAUCAGCGUGAUUUACAGCCGCGGGGGCUGCGAGGGGGAGGUGCGAUGCGGGGAAAAAAGCAAAUUGUUGAGUGAACAGCAUCAGUAGAGUGGAGUGGAGGAGACCGCAGUGAGGGAGCAGGCUGCCAAGAGGAGACAGAGCCAGAAAAAAAAACAAAAAAAACAAAAACAAAGAGGCCAAAUCUUGAAAUUUUAUUUCAUGAUUAGGGGCCGUCACAGAAUAAACAUGUAUUUCCUAUUUUUCUAAUAUGGAUUAUGAUUUCUUUUUUUCCAACUCCUGUCCAGACUGGCUUCAUCACUCCAGCGGCACUGCGCUUUAUUGGAAUGUGCGCUGUAGCUUCUCCGGGACGCAGCUGAAGUGAAAGACAGUGGAGCUAGAAUAGAAAACAAAAAGCUUCUGCAGUCAUUAAAACUCCUCUAUUCUUUUUUUUCCAAAUGCCUCUCUUUUGAUGGGACACAUUUUUCCGGACGCCUUAAACGUUUUUGGAGACUUUUACGCAUUUUGGAGACUUUUACCUCCCGACUGAAAUGGGUGAUGGAAAUUGACAUUUUGUCCAUUAACAGAGGAUAACAAGGUUUAUGAUCUUUUUUACCGAAGUGCACUUGUUUUUCCGGCGAUGAUUGUGCUUGUGAUUGUGCUGUGCAUCACGGAUGGAGUGCUCUCUCAGAUACGCUACUCUGUGCCGGAGGAGGCGGACCAUGGCACCUUGGUGGGGAAUAUCGCCGAAGACCUGGGACUGGACCUUACCAAACUGGCCUCUCGCCGCUUCCAGGUGGUGCCCAGCUCUCGAACACCGUACCUGGAGGUGAACCUGGAGAACGGCGUGCUGUUUGUUAACGAGAAAAUCGACCGGGAGCAGAUCUGCAAGCAGAGCGCCAGCUGCCAGCUCAACAUGGAGGUGUUCUUGGAGAACCCGCUGGAGCUGUUUCGGGUCGAAAUUGAGGUGGUGGACAUUAACGACAACCCGCCCAGCUUCCCGGAGACAGACAUCACGGUGGAGAUCUCAGAGAGCGCCACUCCGGGCACCCGUUUCCCCCUGGAGAGCGCAUUCGACCCGGACGUGGGCUCCAACGCUUUACGCACGUAUGAUAUCACAACUAACAACUACUUUUACCUUGACGUGCAGACCCAAACGGACGGAAACAAGUUCGCGGAGCUGGUCCUGGAGAAGCCGCUGGACCGGGAGCAGCAGGCGGCGCACAGGUACGUGCUGACCGCGGUUGACGGCGGUCAGCCUCCGCGGACUGGCACCGCGCUGCUGGUAGUCAAAGUGCUGGACUCUAACGACAAUGUGCCCGUGUUUGAACAGCCCGUCUACACGGUGAGCCUCUCGGAGAACGCACCGGUGGGCACGCUGGUCAUCCAGCUGAACGCCACCGACCUGGACGAGGGAAUAAACGGAGAGAUAGUUUACUCCUUCAGUAACCACAUCUCCACCCGCGUAAAGGACCUGUUCAGCAUCGACCCGCGCACCGGGCGCAUCGAGGUGCGCGGAGAGGUGGAUUUCGAGGAGAGCAGCCUGUAUCAGAUCUUUGUCCAGGCCAAGGAUCUGGGUCCAAACGCCGUGCCCGCGCACUGCAAAGUGCUGGUCAAAGUCAACGACAUGAAUGACAAUGCGCCGGAGAUCACAUUCAGCACCGUGACCGAGUCCGUGAGCGAGAAGGCUGCUCCCGGUACCGUGAUCGCGCUGCUCAGUGUGACUGACCGGGACGCAGAGGAGAACGGGCAGAUCCACGUGGAAAUCCUCGGUGAUGUCCCGUUCAAAUUAAAAUCCUCCUUUAGGAAUUAUUUCACUAUAGUGACCGACGGGCCGUUGAACCGGGAGCAGGCGGACUCCUACUCUGUCACUGUGGUGGCGCGGGAUAAAGGGACACCGUCACUGGCCACCAGUAAGUCCAUCCGAGUCCAGGUGUCAGAUGAGAACGACAACGCGCCCACAUUUACGCAGACCAUAUACGAUGUGUAUGUGACAGAGAAUAACGUGCCAGGGGCUUACAUACACGCUGUGACGGCUCUGGACCCGGACAUCGGGCAGAACGCACUCAUCAGCUACUCCAUAUUAGAGUGUGACAUCCAGGGCAUGUCGGUCAAAACGUAUGUGUCAAUCAAUGAGGAGACGGGCUAUCUGUACGCGCUCAGGUCCUUCGAUUAUGAGCAGCUGAAGGAUUUCACAUUCAUGGUCCAGGCCAAAGACGCGGGCACACCGGAGCUCUCCUCCAAUGCCACAGUCAAAGUAAUCAUCGUGGACCAAAAUGACAAUGCCCCCCUGGUGCUGGCCCCCGUGGGGAAGAACGGCACAGCCAGGGAGCCCCUGCCCCGCUCAGCUGAGCCGGGCUACCUGGUGACCCGCAUCGUGGCUAUGGACGCGGACGACGGCGAGAACGCGCGGCUGUCCUACAGCAUCCAGAGAGGGAACGAGAACGGCAUGUUCAGGAUGGACUGGAGGACGGGUGAGCUCAGGACGGCGAGGCGGGUGUCAGCCAAGAGAGACCCCCACCAGCUCUACGACCUGCUGAUCGAGGUGAGAGACCACGGCCAGCCGCCGCUGUCCUCCAGCGCCAGCGUGCUGGUGGUGCUGGUGGACAGUGUGGCUGAAGGCCACGGCAGCGGGGACCGAGGAGGCGCUGCGAAGGCCAAAGAUGGCACCCUGGACCUCACGCUGAUCCUCAUCAUCGCCCUGGGUUCUGUCUCUUUCAUCUUCCUCCUGGUCAUGAUCGUGCUGGCUGUGCGCUGCCAGAAGGACAAAAAGCUCAACUUUUACACCUGCCUGACCAGUGACUGCUGCCUGGGCUGCAGCUCCUGCUGCUCACAGCAGGCCCGGGCCCGCAAGAAAAAGCUCAGCAAGUCAGAUAUCAUGCUGGUGCAAAGCGCUGUUAACGUGAGUGGUGCCAGUACAGCUCAAGUCCCCGUGGAGGAGUCAGGGAGCUUCGGCUCCCACCACCAAAACCAGAACUAUUGCUACCAGGUAUGUCUGACUCCAGAGUCUGCCAAAACCGACCUCAUGUUCCUAAAGCCGUGUAGUCCGUCUAGGAGCACAGACACCGAUCACAACCCGUGCGGGGCCAUAGUGACAGGGUACACAGACCAGCAGCCUGACAUCAUAUCAAACGGCAGCAUUUUAUUAAACGAGACCAAACACCAACGAGCUGAACUCAGCUACCUGGUUGACAGACCAAGACGUGUCAACAGUUCGGCGUUCCAGGAGGCAGACCUGGUCAGCUCCAAAGACAGCGGCCACGGAGACAGUGAGCAGGGAGACAGCGACCAUGACGCCACCAAUCGUGGCCAUUCCUCCGGUGCUGAUCUUUUCUCGAACUGCACGGAGGAGUGUAAGGCCCUGGGCCACUCCGAUCGCUGCUGGAUGCCGAGCUUCAUGCCCUCCGACGGGCGCCAGGGUCCGGACUACCGCAGCAACCUCCACGUGCCUGGCAUGGACUCUGUCCCGGACACAGAGGUAUUUGAAAGCCCAGACCAAACGACCGAUAAGUCAUUCUCCACCUUUGGCAAAGAGACGCCUCUCAGUCAUCAACACCAUCACCUCCACCACAACCACCUUCAUCACCUCAGCCACCACCACAGCUCCCUAGAGAGGAAAGAGUUGGAAGCAUUUCUGCCUAGCUCCAAAGCACCUUGUAACCCAGCUUAUUUAAAUUGGCCGGCAGACGGAAGCAUGAAAUUCAUUUCAGCGAGGAAAAGGGUUUGCUAGCUCCUUUCGCGUGGACAUAUCGGAAACCGCGUGACUUUGCACAAUCACUCCCCCCCGCCUCCUCGCCGACGACCAAGGCUAUUGAAAAAAAAAAAAAAGGAAGAAAAAAAACAACAAAGAAGCGUUAAGUUUUCAAUCCAUUUUUGCCCUUCUCCCCCUCAUCCCUCCUCACCCAGUGAAAAAUAAAAAAAAAUAAAAACAGUCAUGACUACACACGAAAUGAGAGACAGUCCCCCCCCCACACCCCCCCACCCCUCCUUUCAAGGAAGACCUCCCUCCUCUCUGGAAUUCCUUGGAUCACUGCCGGGCUUUUGGAGGCACCCCUCUCUCUCUCGGGAUUAGGAGACGGUGGGGACACGGAGGAGAGGGGGGUGGGACGGAUGGGUGCGGGCAGGUAGACAGAUAGCCUUACUGGGAGGACACCAUUGUCUCAGCAGGACUGAGAACCUAAACAGAGGAGGAUGACGAAGAGCAGUGACGACGGAGAGAUAAAAACUGGUCACUGAUACUCGCCGUCCUUUUUCCCCCAAUCUGUGUGUGCCUGUUUACAGCACUGACGUAUACAUCUCUGAGGAAAAUGAACCCCACACGAGGACUGGACAUGUAUACUGUGUAAGACAAACUGAAAAAAACGAGAGCCACCCGGAGAAAUCGCCACUGAGCCCUUUAGGCAUUUGUACUCGCAGAGACGCCAAAUUGUACAGGAGAAUCUUUGUGCAUUUCAAAAUGCAAUACCACAGUUUUAGAUUUUUCUAUUCUGUUUAUGUGGUCUGAUCUACUUCAAACUUUGUAAGAAAAGAUUGUGGGCAGGAUUUUUUUUUUUAUUUAUGUUGUUUGUUUUUUUUUUUUUUUAAUUUUCAUGUUUUGUUCCUUCUAUUUUUCUUGCUUUGGAUUCGGUUUGUUCACCAUAUCGUGGGCUUGGACAGUGUUUGGCCUGCACUUUUCUGAAUCGGAGGCGUCAAGUAGUUUCUAUCAUGUGUGAGAAGUGUUUACUGUACUCUUUUAAAAAGUUUCAAGGUGAAUAUAAAACUCUAUAUAUAAAUCCAUCUAUAUCUACUUGUUCUGAAGGCGUGCUAUCCAUUUGCUAGGUUCCACAUUUCUGAUUCAGAGGUUCGACUCUUGUUUAAGUUCCCCUGACGAAGGCUUCUUGUUUUCCCAGAGGGAGACACGGAGAGAGACACAACAGCCUUAGCAGAUGUACAACUCAAGUUCUCAUUGUUUGACAUUAUUUCGUUUUCUUUUUCCACUUUUUUGGAUAUCGAUAAAGAUCAUGUCUAUAAAUAAAAAGAAGGUAAUAAUUUUAGAUUGAAAUCAGUGGUAAUUUAGUGUCAUUGUAACCAAAACGUUAAGGGUCCGUUUAUAAAGAAACAGAACAAAAACACGGCCAAAUGCAGAAGGUGUUGUACACAAUGCAGUUGGAAUCCAGUAUACACACAUUUCUUUCUCACACAUUACAAACACAAACACACCAAUAUGCCAACAAUAAACAGAAAAAUGGUGAAAAGGAAGGUCUCAUGUGCUUUUUUUUUUUCUUCCUCUUUUUUUUUUUUUUUUUUGAUGCAUUUUCGUGGCUGUACAAGAAAAAGUCAGACAGAGUUCUGUUUUUCCUUUACUCACGUGGAGCCUGUAAACCCCUUCCCCAAAAAGCAUCAGGUUCAGGCUUCUGGUCAACUGAUUAAUUGUAAGUUUUUUUUUCAGGGAAGUUGCACAAUUAAAGUUCACUAUAAACUAAAGCAGGUCCUCGAUUAUUACACCCUUCUUUCAGCCCUGUAGCAGGGUCCUGUGCCAAAAUGUAAAUGUUCAACUACAGUUUUCAGAACUCAGAUACAGAAUUUAUUGAUGUGCAUUAGUGAAUCGUUGUGAAAAAUAUUACCUGCGACGGCGGGACAUGAGCUUUUACUGUAGUUAUUUUACAGGUUGGAGGUAUUUGUUCUUUGUACACAAACAUAUUCAAGUAAACGCUCUGUAUUCAAAAUUGUACAUAAGUAUUAUCAGAGAAAUGUACCUAUGGCUUAUCAUUGAUGCAUUAAUAUGUAAGCAGUAUUUUAACACUUGUGGCUGGUCAAGAUAAAGAGCUAAUGAUUUUA